GUCAACGUACAAAUUCAUCACAAUGCCUCCGUUCUUGCUCAUGCUAUAAUAAAAGUUUGCUUUGCCGUUUGAUUUGUCGCGUUCAAGAUUCCUAUCUGAUUUCUACGUUCUUUGCAGCCCCCAAGCAGAUGUGGAAGUUCCCCACCGGAUCGUAAAGCUCGGUACAAGCCUUGCACUCCUUAACCACGUGCUUCAUCAUAACUGAGCAUAUAUGCUGUAGAUCUGCAGAUACCAGCCUCCGGCUAUGCGAUUGGAAAAUCCAUCAACUGCGAGUCACAAUGUCUAAGCUAUCUGCCGCCCUCAAGUCACUCAUAAAUGCCCCAGCCGCUCGUCCGGGACCUCUCACGGCUCCUCGGAACAUCGCGUCUGUUUUCGAGCGUAUCGAGAGGGAGGCAGAACAACAUGGUCUUUCACAGCCAGAGUGGCUGGCCCUGACUACAGCCGCGACGAUGACCAUGAAUUCUCCUAAUUCUUUGGCCGUGCUUUAUCAACAUGCGACGCGACUCAAGAAGCAGGAAGAAUGCGUCAAAACCGCCGAGUUGAUGCGUGAAAUCGGCCUCAAAUGCAUCGGUUUCAAUGGAAUUCCGCGCACGAUCAAUAUGCUUGGUGCGUUCCGGGCAUCUUUGCCUGCGGCCGUCCGGCAGAAUCUAUCGACAGGCGCGUCUCGCGUGGUGACUCCCGAGAACGUCAAGACAACACAAGCCCGUGGCCUCGCGCUGUGGAACAGCAUCUAUCGGCCGCACGAAACCAAGCUUCUGGAGAAGCUGGCGGACUCGCACCCAGAUCUCCCGGUCUACAUCUUGCAAUCCUAUUCCGUGCUUUUUGCGGAUCCGUCGCCCAAAGACGUCCGCGUCGGCAGGGUCUUGACAAGCUUGGUCGCAAUUGCUUGCCUUCGUGCCCAAACAGGAGUGGGGCCCCAGGUGACCAGCCACAUAUUUGGCCUUCGCAAGGCCUUCGAGGACGGAACGUGGAAAGACGAUAUGCCUUUGCCUGAAUCAGGAGUUGCCUGGCUUUCAAGCGACGAGGGCAGCAUGUGGGCACUGAACGUCGUGGACUACAUCGUCGAAGCAAUUUCAAGAGGGGAGGGUUCAAGCUUUGCGCAGAUGAGUCGGCUGUGAGUCGAUUGAAACAUACCAUUGUAACAUUUUCAAAGCUGUUUAUACACAAUCUGAGCAUGCCAUGAAUUAAUCAUGAGCAUUGAAUUUGGACGACCC
Verruconis gallopava is the source of this 1214-nucleotide messenger RNA. RefSeq lists its product as uncharacterized. The record is from RefSeq and is a predicted model, not a curated record. The transcript has 3 exons. Bases 279 to 1118 code for a protein of 279 amino acids. Lineage: Eukaryota; Fungi; Ascomycota; Dothideomycetes; Venturiales; Sympoventuriaceae.